ACCAGCGUCACGUGACCAACACGGAAGUCAAUAAACUCGACGGCGACAUGUAACUUUUCAAAACACUAACGCCGCUACGAGCCUUAACUUUUUUAAAAGCACAUUUUAACGUGCUUCGUCCUUGAAAAACGACCUAUUAGCAAACGCUUAUAUGUCCCUUUACGGUUGUUUUUGUUACGUCGCUUUGAGUCAAAGAGUAAAAUGUGGAAAGAAUCGCCUUUAUCGAGCAUCAACGUCGUGCUCGUCAUGGCCUUUGGUAGUCUGGUCUUUGUCUUGCUGUUCAUCUUUGUGAAAAGACAAAUUAUGAGACUAGCCAUGAAAUCUCGACGGGGACCCCACGCUCCCAUCGGACACAAUGCUCCAAAGGAGCUCAGGCAAAAAAUUGAAGCCAAACUGUGCCUAGUCCAGAAAAUCCACUAUGAACCUCGGCUGCUGUCUGCAGAGGAUGAGCGGCUAAAGUCAGGUGGCUGUGAGUACCAGUACAGGAUGCGAGCACUGGAUGCCAUCAGAGACACAGAUUUCCCUUUUUAUGAUCUGGGCGGAUCCUCCAGCGCCGUGACAGGAAAACGAUUCCGAACUUGGCUUCUGCAGCUUAAAACUUCACAUUGCCUCUUCAGGGAUGGCCAGAAGGGUCUAAUUGACACGGUGCUAGACGGCUACAAUAAAGCACGCCACGGGGACCAGGCUUUCGGUGAAGCCGAACUCAGUAAAUAUCAGGAGGCUCUCACUGAACUGGCUUGUGUCGUGAAAAGCCAGAGCACAAGCAGUAGCAAUAGCAGCACUACGAGCCAGCACCACCAGAUCGCCGCCAAGGACUUGACCGCCGCUUCUGCUGAGCCCGCAAGCUCCUCCCCGUCGUCGCGGGCCCAGCUCACGUCGGCGGCCCAGCAGCGCAUCAAGCGGACCCGAAAUCUACUGGAGCUUAAGAACUUUAAGGAUAAGUACAACACACUGGACAGCACUUUGUGAGAUGAGUUGAGUAGCGAGGAGGUGGUGCCACCUAGAGGCUUUUCAUAAUGCUUACAUGAACCGUCCAUUUUCUGUAAGCAGGGGUUCUCAAACUUUUUAGGUCCAGGGAGCUUUUUCUUCCUCAUAAAUGUCGAUUAAAUGUUACUAACGUGUGCCAUUAAAUGCCAAAACAAUUCAAAA
Messenger RNA from Syngnathus acus (greater pipefish), 1149 nucleotides. It is a transcript of the gene ltap1, whose product is annotated as chromosome 16 C1orf43 homolog. Gene Ontology annotation, biological process: phagocytosis. The record is from RefSeq and is a predicted model, not a curated record. NCBI's taxonomy places the organism in Eukaryota, Metazoa, Chordata, Actinopteri, Syngnathiformes, Syngnathidae. The coding region runs from base 202 to 969 and encodes 255 amino acids. The transcript has 7 exons.